GAGUUCAAUCUGAAGAAGAUGUGGCCCUCACCUAACGGCACCAUCAGAAACAUAUUGGGCGGCACUGUCUUCAGGGAACCAAUUAUAUGCAAAUCCAUUCCACGACUAGUGCCCGGUUGGACACGUGCUAUCGUUAUUGGCAGACAUGCUUUCGCUGAUCAAUACCGGUGCCAAGAUUUACAAAUCAAUGGUCCGGGAAAAGUAGAACUUAUAUACACUCCGGCCGACGGCACUAAACCAAACGUAAUGGAAGUCUAUAACUUCGAGGGAAAGACAGCGAGUGGUGGCGUAGCCCUCAGUAUGUACAACACCACUGAGUCAAUCACUGGUUUCGCGUACUGUUGCUUCGAGUACGCCCUCAGCAAGAAAUGGCCACUUUAUUUGAGUACCAAAAACACUAUUCUUAAGCAAUACGACGGCAGGUUCAAAGAUGUCUUC
Molecule: messenger RNA, 438 nt
Organism: Oppiella nova
Lineage: Eukaryota; Metazoa; Arthropoda; Arachnida; Sarcoptiformes; Oppiidae
Source: the annotation of a GenBank genome assembly